AAUGAAAUCAUCAUGGCCACUCCCUUUGUUUACCACGCCAAGGCCCAGUCCACCUUUAAACCCCCAUUGAUCGCGAAUGAGAAUGCCUUCCUGGGUGAUAUCGACUCGAGGUACGGAGUAUACACACCGACUUCUGUGGCGAUGUACACUGACAAUCACAGUGACCGGUAUAACCCCGACAAGCCCAUGACCGCCGGCUUCUACCGCCUCGAAAAGGGCACCCCCCUAGUCUAUGAAUACACCUACGACGAGAUGAAGAUCAUCCUCGAGGGCGAGUUUGAGAUUGCCGACGAGACGGGCCAGAAAGUGACGGCCACACCGGGGGAUGUGUUCCACUUCCCCAAGGGGACCAAAGUUACGUUUACGACGCCGUCAUAUGGGCUUGCUUUCUUCACCGGGCAACGAGCCAAGGGAGGGGCGUAAGGGAGAGAGAUAAAGCUUCAUAAAAAAAAAAAAAAAAAUUCUCGGCGGG
Molecule: messenger RNA, 472 nt
Organism: Aspergillus candidus
Lineage: Eukaryota; Fungi; Ascomycota; Eurotiomycetes; Eurotiales; Aspergillaceae
Product: cupin domain-containing protein
Exons: 2
Coding region: 13-423 (136 amino acids)
Source: RefSeq, a predicted model, not a curated record